Gopherus flavomarginatus (Mexican gopher tortoise) is the source of this 536-nucleotide messenger RNA. RefSeq names its product retinol binding protein 7 (gene RBP7). Bases 42 to 446 code for a protein of 134 amino acids. Gene Ontology annotation, cellular component: nucleus; cytosol. The record is from RefSeq and is a predicted model, not a curated record. Gene Ontology annotation, biological process: fatty acid transport. Gene Ontology annotation, molecular function: fatty acid binding. The transcript has 4 exons. Lineage: Eukaryota; Metazoa; Chordata; Testudines; Testudinidae.
UGUGCACUUCCCUUUGGGGUUUUUGCUCUAGCAGCCUAACCAUGCCUGUAGACUUCAGUGGCACCUGGAACCUUGUGAGCAGUGACAAUUUUGAAGGUUACAUGCUGGCGUUGGGUAUUGACUUUGCAACUCGCAAGAUAGCAAAAAUGCUGAAGCCACAGAAGGUGAUUGAACAGGAAGGUGAUUCAUUCUCCAUCCAAACCACCAGCACUUUCAGAAGUUACUUUGUCCAAUUCAAAAUUGGAGAGGAGUUUGAGGAAGACAAUAAAGGCCUAGAUCAUAGAAAAUGCAAGAGUGUGGUUACCUGGGACAAGGACAAGCUUGUUUGUGUCCAGACUGGUGACAAGAAAAACAGGGGCUGGACUCAUUGGAUUGAAGGCGAUGAGCUAUAUCUGGAGCUCCGCUGUGAGGACCAAGUAUGCAAACAGGUUUACAAGAGAGCUUGACUUAGUCCAGCCUUGACUGACACUUGAAAAACACAUCAGUACUGAGCAGACCUUAUGGAACCGGUUUCUUUAUGUACAUGGGUUUCUAGA